This is a messenger RNA of Harpegnathos saltator (Jerdon's jumping ant), 7471 nucleotides long. Its product is annotated as fatty acid synthase. The record is from RefSeq and is a predicted model, not a curated record. Bases 43 to 7185 code for a protein of 2380 amino acids. Gene Ontology annotation, molecular function: oxidoreductase activity; fatty acid synthase activity; phosphopantetheine binding. Lineage: Eukaryota; Metazoa; Arthropoda; Insecta; Hymenoptera; Formicidae. Gene Ontology annotation, biological process: fatty acid biosynthetic process. The transcript has 19 exons.
GUAACUUAAAAAAUUAACAUCAUAAAUAUAAAAUUGUGAAAAAUGUAUAACGUUAAACAAACUUUACGUGAAAGAAUGAAUCGUACCGGGAAAGCAACAUUCACCGACGUUGAAUUUGACGAAAUUGUUAUUUCCGGAAUGGCCGGUAGAUUUCCCGAAUCCGAUAACAUCAAACAUCUGGAAGAGAAUUUAUCUAAUAAAGUGGAUCUUGGUUCGGAUGAUUGUCGUCGAUGGCCACAUGAGCAUCCAGAUAUACCAAAACGCAUAGGAAAGAUCAAUAAUAUCGAGAAAUUCGAUGCAGAAUAUUUUGACAUCCCUUUCGACGAAGCUCACCUCUUGGAUCCUAUGAGUAGGUGCCUCUUGGAACAUACUUAUGAGGCUAUCGUCGACGCAGGAGUAAAUCCUAAAGAUUUACGUGGUACAAAAACUGGAGUUAUCGUUGGAACAUGUUUCUCCGAGACGGAAUGGGUACACGUUUAUGAAAAACCGCAGGUUGCCGGUUUGGGAGGUUUGGGUUGUAGAAGAUGCAUGCUGGCAAAUCGGAUUUCUCACUGGUUAGGUACAACAGGUCCAUCUUACAUGAUGGACGCUGCCUGCAGUUCGUCUAUAUAUAUUUUAGAACAAGCAUACAGAAAUAUUCGGUCAGGAAUGUGCGACGAUAUGAUCGUUGCUGGUGCAAAUCUCUGUCUGAAUCCACAAACAUCGUUGCAGUACGCGCGACUUGGAGCUUUAUCGCCCGAUGGAUUCUGCAGACCUUUCGACAUCCAUGCGAAGGGUUAUAUGCGCAGUGAAGCAAUCGCAGUUGUAUAUUUGCAAAAAGCGAAGAACGCUAAAAGAAUUUAUGCGUAUGUGAUUCAUUCAAAAACGAAUUGUGAUGGAUUCAAAGAAGAAGGCAUUACAUACCCAUCUUCAGAAACGCAAAGCCUUUUGCUACAACAAUUAUAUAAUGAAUGCAAUGUAUCACCGUCUUACGUUACCUACAUUGAAGCUCAUGGAAGCGGCACGAAAGCUAACGACCCAAUAGAAGUCAAUGCAAUUGAGCAAGUUUUCUGCAAAAAUAGACGUAAUCCUCUAUUAAUUGGUUCUGGUAAAAGCAAUUUUGGCCACACGGAGCCUGUUAGUGGCUUACUUCAAAUUUUUAAGGUGGUGAUAGCAAUGGAAACUGGCGUAAUUCCACCGAACAUACAUUUCACACAAAAACGGGAUGAUAUUGAAGCAUUCAAGAGGGGAACCAUACGGGUGGUUAGUACCCCAACAUCAUGGGAGCCUUCUUUUGUGGGUAUAAAUUCUUUCGGCUUUGGCGGGUCUAAUGCCCAUGUUCUAUUAGCACCUAAUACGAAGCGAAAAAUCAAUGGUGGUUUGCCAAAGGAUGAUUUACCUAGGCUCGUAGUUCUAUCUGGCCGUACUGAACAAGCAGUUCAGUCGUUCUUGCACGAAAUCGAAAAUCAACCGAUAGACGUUGAAUACAUCCGGCUAUUGCACGAUCUCUAUGCUGACGACAUGAAAGGUCACCCCUACAGAGGUUACACAAUUGUCGAAUCUCAAACAUUGGGAAAUAUAAUAAAUCAAGUAGAACAUUAUUCAGAACUAAGAAAACCGAUGUGUUUUGUGUUUCCUGGUAUUGGAUCCCAAUGGCUCGGCAUGGGAGAAGCACUAAUGCAAUUUCCAACAUUCUAUAAAACUGUAGAAAAAUGUGAUACAAUUUUGAAGGUACAUGGUUUCCGCAUUAUUGAUAUUUUAACAAAGAGAUGCGAAUCUACGUUUGACAGUGUAUUAAACUCAGUCAUCGGCAUUACCGUGAUGCAGCUUGGAUUAAUCAACCUCAUGAUGUCGGCAAAUAUCGUACCAGAUUAUGUUAUCGGUUAUUCCAUCGGUGAACUCUCUUGCGGAUAUGUAACUGGCGACUUCACGAUCGAACAAGUGAUUUUAUCUGCUUAUUACAUAGGAUUGGUGUUGGAGGAAAUAAAAGUAAUGCACAAUUCUCGGGUGGAUAUCGGGCCUGGUAAUGCAAAUGCAAAGGACAUAUGUCCAAAUGAUAUGAAAAUCGUUGCAACAUGCAACUGCUGCCGAAACAUUAACAGCAGUAUUGAGCCAACGGAAUCAAUGAGAGCAUUUGCUCAAGCAUUAGAGAUUAACGAAAUCUUUUAUAAGGAUACUUGCAAUAAUAUUUCCCUCCACAAUUGCUGUCUUAUUUUCGCGAGAACCAGGAUUUUGGCUUACCUGUAUCGAACAAUACCGCAAAGGAUAAUGCACAGUCAUAAAUGGCGCGGAUUAAUCCACGAUACAGAUUCCUCUUACGCAGAAUAUUUUGCUGAUAAUUUAAUAAAGCCUGUGAUUUUUGAAGAGAUUGCAAAAUUAAUUCCGGAAAAUGCAGUGGUCGUGGAAAUUGUACGGGAUGAAAGUUUGGAAAGUGUCUCGAAACAAUUACUUGGUAUUACGAAUAUCGCAUUAUCCCACCAUGAUAGCGAAAAUGAUAUCAAAAUAUUUUUGCAAGGACUUGGCAAAAUAUAUAAUUGUGGCUUCCAGCCACAAUUGGCCAAUUUGUAUCCGACUGUAGAAUUACCUGUUAGUCGUAGUACACGGAUGAUUUCGCCAUCAAUUAAGUGGAAGCAUUCCGAAACCUGGCAUGUAUCUUGGUACACAUUGGAGAAACAAGUCACUUCAGGGCAAAUAGUAAACUAUAUUUCAUUACUAAAUGAAGAUUAUAAAUACAUGGAUGGUCACGUAAUAGACGGUAGGAAUCUGAUACCAGCUACAGGAUAUAUUGUUCUCAUUUGGAAACUGAUUGGAAUGAUAAAGAUGCAACUGUACAACGACAUACCCGUCAUAUUUGAAAACAUUAGAUUCCUUGAAACAACAUUUCUCUCGAGUCAGGCAACUGCGAAGUUAACGUUAACGGUACAAAAAGAUAGUGGGGAGUUUGAAAUAAUAGAAGGGGAUAACGUUAUAGUUACUGGCAGUGUGCGCGUUUCUUCAGACCCUGACAAGGAAAGAACGCCGAUUGAUUACUUACAAAGGAACAAUGUCGAGGAAGAAGAAAUGAUGAAGACGAAAGACAUCUACAAAGAACUCCGAUUACGCGGAUAUCAAUACUCCGGUUUAUUUUGCAGUUUGAAAAGCUUAUCGAUUACAAGGAAUCAGGGACACAUAGCAUGGAUGGAUAAUUGGACAGUAUUCUUGGAUAAUAUGAUGCAAAUAGGGAUGCUCGAAACAUGUACAAGAAAUCUUCGUAUUAUUACCGGAAUACAAAAAUUGGUGAUUGAUCCAAAGCUUCACGCGCAGUACGUAAAAAAUACUACGACUGAGAAUAAAGAACUCGCAGUGCGCACGUACAAAUAUUUAGAUACGGUAAUAUCCGGUGGUGUAGAAAUUCGCGGCGUGAGAACCACUUUUAUAACUCGUCAAAAGCCAACGCAGAAUCCUAUUCUCGAGAAACACAUAUUCGUAGCUCAUCGUGACGGAGCUGAGGUUUCUUUUGAAGAUGGAAUAAUCAUGUCGACACAUCUCGUACUCGAACAUAUCUGUACGACGAAAGUAGACACAAUCGAAUUGCUUGAAGACGGUGACGAAAUGAUAAUACAAGAAUUAGCCUCGCCGCUGUUCGUUUCCACUUUGACGAAUUCACCACUGAUUCAUUUCAAUAUUACUUUGGUAAACAGAACUAAUCGUUUCGAUGACACUACCCUUUGUUCCGAAGUCACAGUUUCACGCUCGAAAAAUUUGUUAACGGAAGACAGUGCGAUAUUAGUCACAGGAUGUAAUUUGUUAACGAAAGAUAAAAGCAAGACUUUAAAAGAAAUUCUGCCGGCAUUAAAGGCUGAUGGGUUUUUAUUGACGCGAGGACUGCCCCUCACGAAAGAGGAAGUGGCUUACGCUGAAAUCAACAAUCUAGCGGUAGUGCUUGAGAAGUACACAAAGAAUGAACAUAUGACACUCUUGAGAAAAAGAGGCCAGCCACCGAGUAAAAUGGAAGUAAUUUAUGUGAAUAAUUACGAAUUCUCUUGGCUGGAACAUUUCAAAUCGAUUCUGAAAGCAGAGAACGAGUUGACCAACGAUAAGAGGAUAAUUUUAGUUGGAGAAAAGGAUGCAGAGUGUGGUUUAUUAGGUCUGCUUAACUGUUUGAGAAAAGAACAGGGUGGUGAGCUAAUUAGAGGAGUGUUCAUCCAGGAUGAAAAUGCACCGAUAUUCUCACUUCACAAUCACUUCUAUGCGGAGCAACUUCAGAUGGAUCUCGUUGUAAAUGUUUUGCGCCCGGGAAAAAUAUGGGGAUCGUACAGGCAUUUUCCAUUGACCCCUCUGAAAUCCAAGCUCGUGCAUCAUGCUUACGUCAAUCAAAUGGUGCGUGGUGACUUGACUUCGUUUCGUUGGAUGGAAGGUCCACUUGUUUUAAAUUAUCAACACGGAAACUUCGUUAAUAUAAUUUACGCUUCCCUUAACUUUAAAGAUAUAAUGAUAGCAAGCAAUAAAAUCAACUCCCAGGACUUAUUACCAUGUAGACGGUCAGAAGACUGUAUGAUAGGUUUUGAAUACGCCGGUAUAGAUAAUACUGGACAGAGAAUAAUGGGACUUUACGAAAAUAGAUGCAUAUCAAACAGACAAAUAGUGGAUAAGUAUCUAUCCUGGAAAAUUCCGGACAAAUGGACCCUUGAGGAUGCGGCGACGGUUCCGUGUGCAUAUACCACAUGUUAUUACGCAUUAUAUCGCAAGGGAAAGUUAAAGAAAGGCGAUAAAGUACUGAUUCAUUCGGGCUCUGGUGCUGUAGGCCAAGCUGCGAUCCGUCUUGCGCUUCACGAAGGUUGUGAAGUAUUCACCACAGUUGGUAAUUUAGAAAAACGAAGUUUCAUAAGAAACGCUUUCCCGUCCAUCCCGGAAGAGCAUAUUGGACGUUCGCGCGACACUAGCUUCGAGCAAAUGAUAUACCAACAAACAAAUGGUCGUGGCGUGGAUGUUGUAUUAAAUUCUUUAGCCGAGGACAAACUCCAGGCGUCUAUACGUUGCCUUGCAAGAGGCGGGUGUUUCUUGGAAAUCGGAAAGUUUGAUAUGAUGGUCAAUAAUACUCUGAAUAUGUCAUUCUUUUCCAAAGGGAUUAAAUUUUACGGUAUAUUGUUAGAGAACGUCCUUUGCAAUGAUAAUGAAGAGAAACGUCACUUAAACACGUUACUAACUAUCGGUCUCGAUAACGGAGUCGUUAAGCCAAUUGUUAGAAAAGUUUUUCAAAAGGAUGUAGUAGAAAGGGCCUUUAGAUACAUGUCAACUGGAAAACAUAUCGGAAAAAUAAUUAUAAAAGUACAGGAAGAAGAAGAAUCUAUAAGCACACCUAUUCUUGCCCUGCCACGUUACUAUUGUUUACCGAAUAAGUCAUACAUUAUCCUAGGAGGAUUGGGUGGUUUCGGGUUCGAACUCGCCGGUUGGUUAGUCACUCGGGGUGCAAACAAUCUCGUUCUAAUCUCACGCACUGGGAUAAAGAAUGGGUACCAGCGUAUGAAAAUUGGACAAUGGGAAUCCUACGGAGUGAAAAUAUUAAUCUCGAAUAUUGAUGUAUCAGAUGUCAAAGAAUGCGAACACAUAUUGAGAACAACAGAAGAGCUGGCGCCAAUAGACGCCAUAUUCAAUCUUGCAGUAGUACUAAACGAUAAAAUUUAUCAGAACCAUACGAUAGAGUCGUUCCAGAUACCAUUCAAAGCGAAAGUUGGAGCCACGAAGAACUUGGACCAGUUGUCCAGACAAAUAUGUCCUCAACUUCGACACUUUGUCGUCUUCUCUUCCGAAACGUGCGGUAGAGGAAAUAUUGGACAGAGUAAUUACGCAAUGGCAAAUUCUAUCAUGGAAAGGAUCUGCGAGAGGAGAUCGCAGAAAGGAUUACACGGAUUGGCCAUUCAGUGGGGCGCAUUCGAUGAUAUCGGGGUUUUGAUCGACAUAUCGGACAUGAAAGAAAAAUAUACUGGCGGUACAGUACAACAGAACAUAAAUUCCUGUAUAGAGAAGUUAGAGGAAUUUCUAUUGCAAGAACAGCCUAUAGUGGCAAGUAUGGUUCUGGAUAAGAAGAAUUCGAAAAAAGUUAGCACGAUCAGUGUUGUCGAUGCUGUAGCCAACAUUAUGGGUUUUAAAAAUGUGAAGGCUAUUUCUGGUCACAUACGCCUGCCUGAACUUGGAAUGGAUUCGUUGAUGGCCGUGGAAAUUAAACAGACCUUGGAAAACAAUUUUGGAAUCUAUCUUACUGCUCAGGGUAUUCGUAAUCUCAAUUUUGCCAAGCUCUCUGAGAUGUGUAAUCAAGAAGCACGGGAUGAGAAAUUGCCUUCUAAUAAUCUGUCGGAUGUAAACGAUUUGCCUGGCAUAAAUACACUUAUUCGUGUAAUGGAUAAAGGUUACUCGAACCCUGACAUUUGUAUGGACCUUCCGACAAAAAGCAAUAAACCCGAAAGAGACAUAUUUUUGUUGCCGGGAAUCGAUGGUUGCGGAAAUAUUUUCAACAUGCUGGCAUCCAAAAUAGAAGGUUCUGCAAUGUGCUUACAAUAUGGAACGUAUCAUAUUGGCAACAAUUAUUACACAAUAACCGAGAUCACCAAUUGUGUUUUAAAACAUAUAUUGAACAAAAUCAAGUUGAAAAGGAACUUUGUAAUAGUUGCGUAUUCGUAUGGAGCAUUAAUAGGGAUCGAAUUAACAAAGAAGUUGGAAGAAAUGAACAUUCGAGGCCAAUUAGUGCUCAUUGAUGGCGCACCUAUGCAGAUAAAAGCAUUGAUGAAUCAAUAUAUACCUUAUACUACGAUAGACGAAUUUCAUAAUAAUGUUCUCCUUAUUGUAAUGAAUUUAUUAAAUCUUGCCGUCAGUGAAAGAAAGCUUCUCAUGGAAUUAAAUAAAGGCACUAACUGGGAUGACAAGUUGAAUAUAUUUCUAAGUUAUUCUCCUCAAUUACAUAAGAAUAUAUCGAUCGAUCAUGUAAAAGUUUUAUGUACAACAAUUUGCAAUCGCAUUCGUGCUUUCUACGAAUACGAUAUCACACAAGUACCAAAAAUUAUGUCACCUAUUACAUUUCUGAAGCCAACUGAACAAUCGGUGUGUUUAACUGAGGAAAAUUAUGGUCUACAUAAGAUUACUAAAGGAGAUGUAGAAGUGCGUUCUAUCGAAGGUAAUCACAUUACGAUGCUGGAUAGCGAUAAAGUUGCAGCUGCGAUCAAUGGUCAAUAGAUAGAAUAUGGUCAAGUGUAGUGGACGAUAAAAUAAUUUCUAUUAAAAAUAUUUGCUCGAGGAAAACAAAUCAGUCCCAUAGAAAUAUCAAAAUAAUAUCAUUUCGUCAUCAUAUUUUAUGAUGUAAUAAUUCCAAUAACAAAAUGACUCCAUACAACACAUCGAAAUUGCAAUAACAUAAUGUUUUCUUGUAAGAUUACAAUAUUGUAGAUAUAUCGUGAAAUGUUAUUCUCCAAUUAUGGUAACAGAAAAAUAUUCGUCUUUAGGAAUAUUGCAAUGCAAUUUU